AUGCGCCGGCUAGAGCAAGCAAUCUUCGAUCUCAGUGAAAAUUUAAGACUUCGUGAUAACUCACCUACCCCGCUGGCAACUUCAUCCUCACACGGGGUACGAAGAAGGUCCACCGACACAAACGCCACAGGGAUUCCGGAAGAUCUGGCUGGUACCUCCCCGGAUAAUAAUCAAGGACGAGCUGGUUCCAUCGACCUAGAAGUGCAUGGCAUGAAUAGUACGCUACUUUUUGGCCCUAAAGUGAUAGCUCAUAGCCUGCCAUUUAUUUGCCCCAACACCCUCCAGCGGCAGGCAAUUUGGCAAAGCUAUCUGGAGAACGUGGCUCCCCUUGUUACCAUAAUACAUCGGCAAAGUCUGAAAAAUAUUCUGGUGCAAUUGGACGACUCGAAGGACACUCUUGAGGGGUCAGACAGGACACUGGUUUGCGCCGUAUAUCUAUCCGCGAUCAUGAGCAUGACACCCUCUCAGUGUUUCGACAAACUUGGCGAACAGCAAGAGUCAGCAAUCGGUCGGUAUCGGUUGGCUGUCGAGCAAGCGCUCUCUGAGGCUGAUUUUUUUAACUCUCGUGACUUUACCUUGCUUCAAUCUGCUCUCUUGUAUCUGAUUUCUAUUCGACGGCAUGAUAAAGGACAUUUUGUCUGGACCAUGACAGCAGUCAUACUGCGACUCGCGCAACGAUUAGAGCUUCAUAGAGAAAGAGCUUUAUCUGCCACAUCUCCCAUGAAUGCUGAGAUGUCCCGUCGAAUCUGGUGGCAUAUCCUGGCGCUGGAUGUGCAAUCUGCGGAGGAUCAUCACACUGAGCCUUUGAUCCAUGACGGACAGUUUGAUACUAGAUUUCCCCUAAACAUCAACGAUGAAGACCUGAUCCCCGGGGCCGAAGAGCUACCAUGUGCACGGGCGGGUUAUACAGAUAUGACUUUUUCCCUGAUCCGGUUCGAAAUAACGGCUACCUAUCGUCUCCUAAAAUACUCUCCAUUCACAAAUCCCGAUUCUUCUACCAAAGAUUUGUUGGCGAGUCGCCAGCAGCAUGUUAUUUGCCUGGAGCAUCGCUUGCGCGAAAAAUAUCUACAAUAUUCUAACACAACAGCCACCGUCCAUUGGCUUUGUGCUACCAUCUCCUGGCUAGUGCUCGCUAAAUUGCGAGUUUUCGUCUACGACACGGUGACGUCCGGAGAUAUGUCAAGCACGGGGCUCAAAGCAGACGUUCGUGAAUUUAUCUUUGCGACGUCAAUCGAUAUAAUCGAGCUCUCGGUUAUCCUAGAGACCAGCCAGAAAACCCUUGGCAAUUGGACUUGGAUGUUCAAAAACAAUAAUCAAUGGCGUGCACUUUCAUUUGUCCUGGCGGAGCUCUGUCUCCGUCCCUUGUGUACUGAUGUGGACCGUGCUUGGCGCGCAAUAGAUGAUGCCUUCCCCCUGUGGGAGUCGCAAGACGCAUGCGCCCAGAAGGAGAUUUGGUUAAGUGUCUCCCAGCUUAAAGAGCGAGCUAUCCAAGCCAGGAGGCGACAGCUAUUUAUGUACCGUGCUCCUGCAUCAACCCUUGCUCAUCAAUACUCCCGUGCAUUUCCUGCUGUGACUCCACAGCAGUUGAACCGCGCUGAUGACGUACGACAACCGUUAUCAACAUGUUCUGAUGAGCCUUCAUCAAACAUGCAUCAUUGCUCUCCGCCGUGGAAUUUCCCUGAUCCUUCGGCCGUUGAUUUUGUCGAACAUCCGGGUUUGGUCUCGGACACAAACAUCUCCGUUGGAGAUCUGCCAGAGGACCUAUUCUUUUCGCACCCUGGUUUCUUAUCUGAUAACAUUUUAGAUUUUUUUUGA
Penicillium crustosum is the source of this 1815-nucleotide messenger RNA. Its product is annotated as fungal specific transcription factor domain-containing protein. The coding region runs from base 1 to 1815 and encodes 604 amino acids. Gene Ontology annotation, biological process: DNA-templated transcription. The record is from RefSeq and is a predicted model, not a curated record. Gene Ontology annotation, molecular function: zinc ion binding; DNA binding. NCBI's taxonomy places the organism in Eukaryota, Fungi, Ascomycota, Eurotiomycetes, Eurotiales, Aspergillaceae. The transcript has a single exon.